CACCCAAGACUCAGGUUCGAACCGUCCAGUAAUAAAAAGAAAAUAAAAUCGGGUCAGAAUCGUCUGUUGCCACCGAUUUCGCGUGAAGGAAGGAAGUGAGAGUCCCAAUUGAACACGCUCGUAACUCCACUGAUAAUUCCGCCAACCACUUCAAAUUACAGCACAAAAUCCAAUUCAAAUUUCCUCUUCUCGUCUCCAUCGCUGGAUUUUUCCCUUCUCGGACCUUCUCGUUGUAUUUGGUGCCUCCAUUGUUUCUAAACAUUAAUCAGGCUUCUGAUUCGUGUAUGGUUCUGGGGCUAAGUUCGUCGGAAAAUUGGGGACGCAAUGAAUAGCUCCUCACCAGCUAAUUCUUCCAUUUCUACCACAGCGGUUGCCGGAAGAUGUAGCACCAAUGCAGCAAUGUCAGUUGAUGAUUUUCGCUUCCCCGCAAAUUUAAUUUCGAUACCAGAGCGCAAGGACGAGGCCAUGAGCGCUCUUAAAUCUAAUAUAAUGGCUGCGCUGAACAAGGAGGUCAAAUCCCUGGAUGAUGAUAGCUGGAUGUUUGAAGGUCCUCGCUCCCGUAUCAAUCUUAUGUCACGACAAGGUGCUAAUUGCUAUGCAAUUCCCUAUCAGGUGGUUCUUUCCUCAAAAAGACAGAAGAGAAGAGAAGAUAAUGGGUCGGAUUGAUAAGACUGAUUAAGAGAUAUUCACCCUGAAGACAUCUUGUUAUUGUGGUGGCUGGCACUGCGCCUGGACAACACUCGGUUUCAUUAAUCAAGUAAUAGUUCUUCUUUUCAAGUAACAAUUUUUUCUUUAGGCAUAAACGGUUUGAGAAUGCUUGUCCAAAUGCAAUAAUCUUGCUUACAUAGGAUUGCUAGGAAAACAAAAGAUCUUACAUCUUAGAUUGGCAUUUUCUAGAGACAAAUGUCCCAACAUUGAAGUUAUUAAUGACUUGCUCGCUAUAAACUUAUAAUA
This is a messenger RNA of Momordica charantia (bitter melon), 954 nucleotides long. RefSeq names its product valine-tRNA ligase (gene SAMBA). Gene Ontology annotation, biological process: negative regulation of organ growth. The record is from RefSeq and is a predicted model, not a curated record. NCBI's taxonomy places the organism in Eukaryota, Viridiplantae, Streptophyta, Magnoliopsida, Cucurbitales, Cucurbitaceae. Gene Ontology annotation, molecular function: anaphase-promoting complex binding.